This is a messenger RNA of Haliotis rufescens (red abalone), 12260 nucleotides long. RefSeq lists its product as uncharacterized. Lineage: Eukaryota; Metazoa; Mollusca; Gastropoda; Lepetellida; Haliotidae. The record is from RefSeq and is a predicted model, not a curated record. The transcript is spliced from 10 exons. Gene Ontology annotation, cellular component: cytoplasm. Bases 1736 to 3490 code for a protein of 584 amino acids. Gene Ontology annotation, molecular function: protein binding.
GGGAGGGGGAUCUGCCUCCCCAUGAUGGUGGUGGUACAAGUCACGCAGUUAACUGUCGACAGGCACACCACAUACUCAGCAGGGAGACAAUGUAAACCCUAUAGUUUAUGGCCGUACUGGCAUAGGUUCUCAAGCUUGCCAGACUCAGGCAAUAGCAUUUUCCGUGCAGCAUGGACCUAGCAUGUGUGUUUGCGAUGUGUACAGUGUAUAGAAAACUUAAAGAACAGUUUUUCAAGGAUGCUGAUUUCAUAUUGUGUUCCAUUGUACAAGAAAUCCUUUAAAAGUCUUAAUUGACAAUUAAUUGUGACAGGUGAAGGUUUACCUGGAGUUGAAACUAUCAAAAAGCAGAAUAAAUUACAGAAGGCGGGUUUAAUGGCUGAAGUAAUUCCAGAGGUGUAGGGUCCGUGAAUUCGACAUUUAUAGAGACUACGGAUGACCGUGUGAUUCACUGAACAUUCAUUGGACAGACAGCUAUAUUGCUUCUGUCAUGACAACAGCCAAGGAGAAGCUUCUUUCCUUUCAAGAUCUACCUUGUGUUGUUAUUCCUGUGUUCGUGUCAAGUAUUUACCCAUAUCACGCUUGUUAACCUCUACGGUGUCAGGGAAGAGAUUCUAUUGGUGUCAACUUCUUUAUUAUGCGGAACACGUUCCAGAGUAUAUGCUUACUCUUUCAUCCGAUGUUCUUUCUAACAGUGGUGUUAUCAAACUUAUGUCUCAUUUAUCUAUUGAAUUUACUCAUGAAGUGGUAGGGAAUAUUUUUUCGUCAAAACGCAACCUGUUGUAUUUUAAGUCUGAUGAUGUUCAUAUUUGAAGUAUCAGCUUUGACGUGUCUGAAAUUAAGUAUGUACAAAAUUAUUACAUGAGGUGUGAGUUUUGUGUUAUGAAAAGGAAUAGUUUUAAACUGUUACAUACGGCCCAUGGGUUGUAUGGGGCUUAUCACAUAGGUCAUAACAGCCUGUCUAUAUAAUGUAUCUUGUAACAAUGACAGUAUAUUACCUGAGAUUAAGUCGUGCAUGAAUUUGGAUCAUAAUGUGAAUAUCAUGUAUGAGUAUCAAGGCAAUGACAGUUCACAGUCACUGAGGAUUAAAGUUGCUUAUGGCUAUUUAUAGACGUUUCAUGACAGAUCACACAUGCAGCUGAAAUUGUAAGAGAGCUUGUUUACUUUGAUUGAAGUCAAAUUGGUUGUUUGUCAUGAGUCAGAGUGGUGAUAUGUAUUCGAAGCCCUUGAUGUUAUAGGCUGCUUUAGACGUGUUUUGAAGACACGAUACACUUUCAAGACACAUUUACAGAUAUUUCUGUGUUUUGACAGUUUGAUCUAUUUGUUUCCAUUGCGGAUGGUGACAGCUGGUUUUGUGUUGAAAUAUUUGAUAGUGUCAGUUUCAUGGUGUGUGGGUUUCUGUAGUCAUGAUUUUCUGGUGAUAAUUUUAGAUUUCUUACCCAGCAAGAUCUUUGAAGGACUUCAUGUGGAAUUGAUUUGAAAUGUGUGUUUGUGAUUGAAACAACCGGCACUGUUGGAUCAGACACAAAGUAGAAGUUUCACAUUGAGAUCGAUAUCAUUUGAGCUUAUAUUAAAUGCUGAAAUGUUUUAUCGAUAAAACAUUUACAUUGAUUUAUGCGAAAUUCUUCAUCUUGUCCGGGAACGCCUCAAAUACGACACAUGUGGUUCUCAUUAUGCACAGCUGUCUACAAAAAGGAUCAUGAAAGUGACAUUUUUGAAAUAAUUAUGGAAGUGUGAAAUGAUAUGUUUCCAUUCUCUAUUGUGUGAUAUCAUGCCUGCAGCGCCCACCCUGAAAUGUCGAUCCACGGGCAGGACUCGGAAUCGGGAUGACGGCAUCCGUGUUGCAUCUCGGGACAGACGGGGGUCGCUGAAGGUGGCGGGAGCGAGGUUUGCUGGUCAUGUGACUGAUGAGACCGGGGACCAGGCAGCUGUUCGAAGAGGAAGCAUCAUUGAUACACUAUACAGAUCUAAGAAAAUGACAAAAAGCAGCAUGGAGGAUAAAAAUGGUGAAGUGAAGUCGGAACACAAUGUUGCCUUGCCGGAGUCAACCCUAAAACCUUACAAGACAGGUAUAUUGGCUUUUCUAGCAGUUGUAGGAACGGCCAUUAUACUGAAAGACUUUGGGAUGGUUUCUCUAAAUCUCUUUAAUACAAGAUCUACAUCACACAAAUCUGAAAGUUUGGUCAAAUCUGUUGAAAAAUGGCGCGAAGCUGAUCCUGCAAUACUUCAGAAAUACGGGCUCAAGGUAUGCGAUAUUGACAGAGUAUACGCUGAUGAAAUUACCGAACAACGGUUUGAAAAGGAAUAUCGGUUCAAAAAGCCUUUACUAGUAAAGUUCCGGAACGGUGCUAAGGACUGGACAGAUCCUGAGAAAUGGACUUUGAAGAGUUUGAUAUCCCAAUAUGGACAAUGGAGGUUGUAUUCCGGUAGCUCUCUGGAACUGGUGAGACGAGGCGGCAACGGGUACAUGGGAUCUUCGUUCGAAGAUUAUGUAAACGCAAUGAUGUCCGAAGGCAGUGAUGUUGAAAAGGAGCCUCCGUACGUGUUUGAUCGAGCGUUCUACGAUGACACUGACCUGUCCGACACCCUCCACCUUCCAUCAUUUCUCACUGUAGAUACUGAUCUAGAAGACAGCCUGUUUUUCCUGGGCUCUACCGGCACCGGGGUCAGCUUCCACAACCACGCUGAUGCCUGGAACGCUGUCAUCUUCGGGCGCAAGCGAUGGUUCCUCUACAACUUUGACCAGAACCCCCCAGGCGGUGUGACCCCAGGAUAUGGACAGCUAGACUGGUUUCAAAAUUUGUACCCAAACCUGACGACAGAUCAGAAGCCAACAGAGUGCAUCCAAGAGCCAGGCGAGAUACUUUAUGUGCCUGAAGGCGUGUACCAUGGGACCAUCAACCUCGGAGAUACGAUAGCUAUUGGCAUCCAGAAGAAAGAGGCGGCCACUGAGGCUAUGAAGUAUGUAUAUGAAGAAAAUAACCUGAGGUCCAAAGGGGAGACAACUGUUAUUGACAGAAUGGAGCUCACUUUUAAACUGCUUGACAUCUUUCCAGGAAGUGCUGAGAUGAACCUGCGUCUCGGAGUCUUGAAUCAAGAAAUCAACCAAAUGGAAUCAGCUGAGACUUACCUACAAAGAGCUGCCAGUAUUGAUCCUUACUUUGUGAUAGCUCGCCUUGUUCUGGCUGAGGUGAAAGCUAAGCUGGGCAAGAACGACGAGGCUGAGGCUCUCAUGAAGAAAGCGCUAGCUCUCAACCCCAAUAUGUGGGAUGUUUAUGCCAAAUAUGGGACCUUCCUGAAACAGAAUGGGAGAUUCAAAGAUGCUGCAGAAAUCUUUAGACAGGGCAUCAAGGUGGAACCCUACCAAAAGGCAUUCUACUUCUACCUGAAGGACAUGGAGGAGAAACUCGGCAACAAGGAAGCCGCCCGCAGAGCCGGCCAGCAACUUCGCCGAAUAGAGCAAUUGGAAGAGCAGCAAGAGAGACACAAUUGAGUGAGUGAGUUGGAUUAAGCGCCGCUGUCAACAAUUUUGUAGUUACGUCACGGCGUGGCUGCGCAUAUGGAGACCAGGGCAUCGUUCCGCAAAGCGAUCGUAGCACUACAACUAUCUAAGUUAUUGUUGAAACGUGAGAGUUAUUAUUGUCUUAGCGGUAAUGUCACACUGUGAAACAGGGACCAGGUCCUCUUAGUUCUGUGGUUAGCAUAAGUUAUAGUAUGGGAGUUGUGAUUAUCUUUGCACUAAGAUUGCUCUAUGUUAUAGUAUCGGAGUUAUGAUCAUCUUUGCGCUAAGAUUGCUUUGACCCUGUUCCACAGAGCAAUCUAAGAACAGGGUCAAAGCAAUCUUAGUGCUGUGGUAAUCAUAAGCCUACGUUAUAGUAAGGAUGUUAUGUUAAUUUUUGCACUAAUUUUGCUCUGUGGAACAGGGUCUAAACGAUCUUAGUCCUGUGGUAAGCGUAAGUCUAUGUUAUAGUAUGGGAAUUACGAUCAUCUUUGUGCUAAGAUUGCUCUGUGGAACAGGGUCAAAGCAAUCUUAGUCCUGUGGUAAUCGUAAGCCUACGUUAUAGUAAGGUUGUUACGUUAAUUUUUGCACUAAGUUUGCUCUGUUGAACAGGGACAAAGCGAUCUUAGUCCUGUGGUUAGCGUAAGUCUAUGUUAGAACAUGGAAGUUACGUUAAUCUUAGCCCUUAGAUCACUUUGUGGGUGCCCGAGUGAAGCAUGGUGUAGACAUUUAUCACUGGUGAAGCAAGGGGCAUGGACCCCCGGUAUCUAAGGGACACAACUCUGCACACAGCAUUGUGCCUCAGACCAUGGGGGGUCCAAGUGGGGAGGUGGGUGGUGAUUAGAAGUCAUGUUAUUCUCAUUCAAUGCUAUUUUACACCAAUGAAUGAGAGGUAUAUCACAAUACAAUUUUGUUUUAUUCAGAAAGGUCGCUUAAUUUAGAAAAGUGACAAAUGAGUGUAAUGUGUCUGAAAAAUGUUUUGUUUUUUUAUUAAGAAGGAAAUUGUAAUUUGAAGAGAUUUGGAUCAAAAUCAAAAUGAUCAAAGGUUGUGGUCAUAGGACCAUAUUAUUAACUGGAGAUAUGUAAUAUAUCACCACCAAUAGAAACGCGAACCAUCGAAACAUAUAGAGAAGUAUGUAUGUUAAGAAGAGAUGUUUCCAGUGUGUACCGAUUACUGACAAAACUUACAAUCCGUCAAGUGUUACCCAGAGUGUCUGUCUUCUUAUCCCAAUAUGCUGCACGUGAUUUCCAAACUUUACACGCUAAUCCUGCACGAGACAAAGGUGCAUCUUGAGUCAUGGAUCUAUGAUGUCACAUGUGAUGCAUUCAUGAGUAUCGGUUCACACAACAUACCAGUAUGUUCGUUUGUGCAUCGAACCAAUCUUAUACCUCUUGAAUAUGAGUAAUUCUUCACACACUGACGAACAUGUACGGUAUUCGCGUUUCUUUUGUUGGUGAGUAUAUAUGGCCAUAAAGAAAGGAAUAGGGCCUGGGGGCCCCUUUCCACCAAGCGAUCUUAGCACUAAGGUGAUCGUAAGCCCCUUACUUUAACAUAGGUUUACGAUCAUUGUAGCGCUAAGAUCGCUUUGAGGAACAGGGCCCAGGUCCUCUUAGUUCUGUGGAUAGCGUAGGUCUAUAUUAUAGGAUGGGAGUUACGAUCAUCUUUGCGCUAAUUUUGCUCUGUGGAACAGGGUCAAAGCAAUCUUACUGCUGUGGUUAGCGUAAGUCUAUAUUAUAGUAUCAGAGUUACGAUCAUCUUUGCGCUAAUUUUGCUCUGUGGAACAGGGUCAAAGCAAUCUUACUGCUGUGGUUAGCGUAAGUCUAUGUUAUAGGAUGGGAGUUACGAUCAUCUUUGUGCUAAGAUUGCUCUGUGGAACAGGGUCAAAGCAUAAAGAAAGGAACAGGUUGGACUGACAGUUGGAAUCCGAGCAUAUUUGUGAAGGAACAACUGAUAGCUGAACAUGCAUUGGUUGGUAGGAUGAUUACAAAUAUCGAUGGACUGUUUACAAUCCGCAGACUUAGACACAGUUUGGGAAAUGGCUUGAGAUAUGUUGAAACACUACAGAUAUUUCUGUGUUGUGGGUUGAUUAGAAAGGAUGUGUGUGGGAACAGAAGUGAAUGCAUUAGGUGCAUGUUUUCACUAUGGGUUUGUGGGGGCGGUCUGGUAGCCUCGUGAUUAAAGCAUUCGCUCGUCACGCCGAAGACCCGGGUUCGAUUCCCGACAUGGGUACAAUGUGUGAAGUCCAUUUCUGGUGUCCCCUGCCGUGAUAUUGCUGGAAUAUUGCUAAAAGCGGCGUAAAACCAUACUCACUCAACCCACUUUAUUUUUUGUUAUAAGAUAAUAUCUAAUAGUUAACAUGGGGAAACAUGGAUGAAUAUCUGCACAAAGGGGAGAAACCAGCUGAUCCUGUAGGCUAUGGCUGGCGUGGGAGAUUCUUUGGUAUUGCAAAUUAUAUUUAGCAGGUGUGUUGUCUUUGUAUAGAUAUGUUGGUAACAGCAAAUAUUGUCUACAAAAAAAGAUCAAAAGUUUUUGAAGUAAUGAAUCCAUUUUCAGAGAUCUCAGAAAACUGUAUGAAGCGCGCUUAAAAUAUCUGUCUGUAAAAUGUCUUGGCAAAGGAGGAACCAGCAUUAUUCAAAAGGAGGAGUCCAAAAAUAUCAAAACCAUCUCUCAGUAUUGUGUGUGUGUGUGUGUAUGUGCGUGUGUGGGAUGGAUGGGUGGGGGUUUUGUGUGGAUAUUGUCUACACCCCACCCCACCCUGGAGAUCCGCCCCGCCUAUCUUUGGACUAUGAUGAAUAGGCAACUGGGGAAAAUAAAAUGAUGUGAGGCAAGAGAAAAAUGACAAAUUAUGAAAAUUUUAUCAGUUAUUUCUUAUGAUUAAGGCCUAAAAUAUUUAGUUUUUGUGGGGGCAGUCGGGUAGCCUAGUGGUUAAAGUGUUAGCUCGUCACACCGAAGACCCGGGUUCGAUUCCCGACAUGGGUACAAUGUGUGAAGCCCAUUUGUGGUGUCCCCCGCCGUGAUAUUGCUGGAAUAUUGCUAAAAGCGGCGUAAAACCAUACUCACUCACCCCACAAUAAUUUUUUGUAAUAAGAUAAUAUUUAAUAGUUGACAUGGGGAAACAUGGCAGGAUAUUUGUUUGUACAUGUAUCGGAAUACAGAGCUAGUGUUACUUUCCUGCCAAGUAAUCAGGGGCACUGACACAUUUCUGCAAGAUAUAGUCGUGCAAAAACAGAAAUAUUACUGAAAACUAUAUUUCAUAUCAUUAUUGCCUUUGAUUCGUGUUACAAUGGCCACGCUUCAGCUACUCGCAUUCCUCACAUGACACUCACUUCAACAGACAUGUCUUUAUUGCAUAUGAACUCAGUUUCAAAUAGUAAUAACCAAGGGACCAUUAACACCACUGUAUAUCAACAACCACACACCAAGUUCCCUGUGAGGAGAGCUACUCAGUACUAUUUUCCUAACAACAUUUGAUGUUUAGUUUUCUUCAGCCAGUGCACAGUGGAAGGUAUGCCCUGUUCUAAAUUUUGUCUGACUCACUUAGAUUUAAAUUUUAAAACCUAGUGCCUGGAUAAAUAAAAAAUGUUGUUUUUUUUUUGUUUUUGUUUUUUUCAAUUUUGCAUUAUUGGUGAGUCAGUGUUUAUAGGGAAGAAGAUGGUAUUUGUCAUGGCGACAUCCUUUGUUUUGUGGUAGUGUUUUUUAUCAGUGAGCAUGAAUUACUUGACUGGGUCAGCGAAACAAGCUGGGAUUACCGUAUUCGACGAAAUAAAUGCCCAGGCACUCUCAAAAUUAGAAUUAGGGGGCCCUUAUUGGGAUUGUUCACUUGCCAAUAUAUUAGCAAAUAUCGCCAUGGGCGUUUAUUAGAGCGGGGGCUUAUUACGUCAGAUAUCAUAUUUUUGAGUUGGUAGAUUCGCAAACCAAGUAAUGCACCAAUAAAAUAAAGUAAUGUAAACUUAAAGCUUAAAGACUUUAGGUUAUGGAGUUCGGUGUACUCGAUAACGCUACACACCUGCUUUAGAUAAACAUGUGCUUCAACACAUGUAACUUGUUUACAGGCUAAUAGUUUAUUGUUAUGUUUAUAUAUCAAGCCUUAUUGAUGUGUGGCAGAAUAACACGGGAUUAUGGCAAGACAAGAACCAUUACUGCGUCAAUGGAUUUAGACAAUUACACACAAACUCGUGAGUUAUUCGUCCCAUUGAAGUACUGGUGUAGACUGUGGGUAUUUAGGUUAAAGGACUGACCACAUUGAUUCAUUGUGUCACAUGCUUCUGAGGUCCCGCUCAUUGUAGAUUUGACCCAUAAUGAAACCUACAUAUAGUAAUAUUGAGCAUAAAAGAGGGGUGAGAUCACAUAUUUUCUCUGACAUUGGGCAAUAAUUUUAUUUAUUCCCUAUUCUUGAAAACCUGAAGAUACUGAUAUGCUCUGAUACUGGGCAGGUUCCUUUAGGAAAAUAAUUUCAUUGCAGAAUGGGCCCUAUUCUUGACCUGGGCCCCGUUCCUCAAAGCAAUCUUUGCGCUAAGGUGAUCGUAAGUCCCAUACUUUAACAUAGGCUUACGAUCAUCGCCGCGCUAAGAUCGCUUUGAGGAACGGGGCCCUGAAUAUACUGGUAUUUGGCAAGCACCUCCAGGGUUUUUUUCUUCCCCAGUUUUAUUCCUGAACUUCAAGUUUCAUAUUUAAUAUUUGGGUGAAUAUUCCUCUAUGUUUUCCCAAACUUUUAUCGCAUGAAAAUAUUUUGUAUAUAAGAUAUGUAAAUAUUGGUAUCAGUGUGUAAAUUAUAUUGUUCUCAUCAUUCCAUGGUCUCCCCAUCAUUCCUUCCAUACAAGUCUUCCUCUGUAGAUCCACUGGUCCGAGCAUGACGGAGGUCACUGUGGUCCACUGGUCCGAGCAUGACGGAGGUCACUGUGGUCCACUGGUCCGAGCAUGACGGAGGUCACUGUGGUCCACUGGGCCGUGCACGACGGAGGUCACUGUGGUCCACUUGGCCAUGCAUGACGGAGGUCACUGUGGUCCACUGGUCCGUGCAUGACGGAGGUCACUGUGGUCCACUGGGCCGUGCAUGACGGAGGUCACUGUGGUCCACUGUUCACGACGGAGGUCACUGUGGUCCACUGUGCACGACGGAGGUCACUGUGGUCCACUGUGCACGACGGAGGUCACUGUGGUCCACUGUGCACGACGGAGGUCAAUGUGGUCCACUGUGCACGACGGAGGUCACUGUGGUCCACUGUGCACGACGGAGGUCAAUGUGGUCCACUGUGCACAACGGAGGUCACUGUGGUCCACUGUGCACGACGGAGGUCACUGUGGUCCACUGUAUAUGUACAGGGCCCCGUUCCACAAAGCGAUCAUAGCCCUAUGACUACCGUUAGCCUAUGUUAAAGUAUGGGAGUUAUGAUCAUCUUAGCGCUAAGAUUGCUUUGUGGAACAGAGUCCAGGUUGUAUUGUUUCCCGGGUAGCCCAGAGUCAGAGGGUCUUCACCCUACACUCAGCAUAUUUGUAUUUCUGGCUUCCACUUUUUGUGAAUUAUUACAUAAAUUCUAACAUUUCCAAUUCAUAUCUUUAUAUAGAUUUUUCAUAUUUCACCGCUUUUUGGUUUUAUGUUGUAUCACUAUAAUUUCUGUGCUCUGGAUACUCUGACUGCCUAGCGGUCAAAAUUUCAACUUUAGAGUAUUUGAAAGACUUCUGCGAGUUUAAAUCACAAAUCAGAAGCCUGAGUUUUGUUAAAAACUGUUUGGUCUUGUAAGGUCAGCUAUAAGAGUUUAUAUGACACCACUGAACACAACUUAGAGAUAUAUUCAAGCUCGUAGACUCAAGAGCUUUUGGCACAGAUCUCUUAUAUGGUUCAAUGAACAUCACCGAAAAAACACUUUUUGUAGUGUUUACAAAUGUGUGGGUCAUGAUGAUCUCAACAAAUACGUAUUAGUUCAUGUACAUGCUCUAUGAGGAUUAAUUUGGUCAACUGUGGACAUGUGCCCUGAUUAUGGAUAUUUUAUAUUCAGCUGUUGUUCCGGCUGCUUACAGCUAAUUAAACCUUUCUCAGUACAAUGACCAAUUUAGAUAUAAUUAGGCGAGUGUGUUUCCAUCCUAUAUCAGGGAUACAAGUUGUAUAAUCCAUAUCUUGUAUUCCUGAUGAUAUUUAUGACAGAUGCAGAAACACACGAGGUUGAUAAUCUCUUUAUCACAUGGCACUCUUAAAAUAAUCGUUGUUUGAAGGGGGAGAACGUUGUUUAAAAUUGCCCUUUCUGACAAUAUUUCAGUCAAUUGAGUGUCUUUCGUAAAACAUGUAUGAAUACAAUGCAAGAGUGAACCACCCUAAUCACUAAAUUCGAAAAAAUAAUUUGAAGUCAUGUUUGUGUACAGAAACAUCCGCACGAUGAAAAACACCUGUCUAUGAUUAUUGGGAGUGUCAGGUAACUGUUUAUUGACCAAGUAGACCUUGCCUUGAUUCGUGGGAGCUUAUAAAAUAUAGUUCCUUUGGGGCACUCAUUUGCAUAUUAAUCAGAUUCUGAUACCAAGUUUAUCAGAUUGGUUUACUGCAUCGAUAACGCUAUCCAGUACAUGAUAUAAAUGUGUAUUAAAUGAUAGCAAGAUAAUAAGAAAUUAUAUUUCCAUCAAAUUAUUUAUAAGUGGUUAAAAUGCAGAGAUUUUGCAGAUACUGUAGCGUGUGUGGAUGAAAUGUGAGCGCUAAAGUUUACACUCACUGAGUGUUUUUUUAACAAAUGUGAUUGAUAGUGCAUUUGCACAGGUUGCUUAGUAACCUUUUCUUUAAAAAACAACUCUCAUUCAAUUUUUUUCCUUAGUGCUGAUGAAGGAAAUAAUUUGUUUGAGUGAAGAAAAAAGUACUGUGUUUAUUAAAAGUUCCUUUAUUGUAACAUGGAACUUAUAUUUUAAUUUCAUUUAUUAAUAGACUAUAUUUAUUUGUUUCUUGUCAUUUUAGCUUCUUUGAAGUGAACAAAAUGUGAAGACUAUUUAUGUUAUUUUGUCCAUCAAUAGAAAGACUGUACUAUGUUAUUUUAUGCUGUGUGUACAAGUCCUUGUCGCGUACAAUCUCAUUUAAAUCCGAUCUUAGUUCUCGCUAUUGCUAAACAAAGAUCUGAGGACAUCCCAUUAGGGGUCACGUCAGAACGACCUUUCAUCCGACCAAUUAAAGGGUCGCUUACCAGAUCAUGAAAGUGACAGUCGGAAUGUGUUUUUUGAUCAUGCAACCUCAAAAACGUUAAAACGGGUUAUUCCGAACGACAGUUAUGGCCCAUAAGUAUCUCUCCCUUCCAUGGGAUAAACAUUUGAACGGAAGAGGCAUUGCACAGUACGUGGGAAGCACUGCCAUACAAUCACAACCAUAUAUUAGACAUUCCGGAAUGUUCUUGCCGGAACUGGAUGAUUGUUAGAUGUUUCAGUGGUCGGUCAAAGUUCAUGAAAGGUCAUUCUGACGUGACUCGUAAUGGGAUGUCCUCAGAUCUUUGUUUAGCGACAACGAGAACUUAGAUCUGAUUUUAAUGAUAUUGUUGUUGCAAAAUUCCACCACAUGAUGAAAUCCAUUUUACACCAGAGUAUGUUUAUGUUUGAUGUAAUCAGUACCUUUGUUUUCUUGUGUUAUUGUCUUGAUGCAGAAUGAUCAUGAAAUCCAUCAUCAUCAUCAUCACCAUCAUCAUCAUCAUCAUCAUCACUAUCAUCAUCGGGAGCAUGGGUGGACCAGUCGUGUAAGGCACUAUAAUUCAAUGUGAACAGUUGCUUCCCUUGGGCAUGGCAGAAUCUAAUGAUCGUGGAUUUGAAUCCCAAUUCUUCCCGAUUAUGUUUCUAGGCUUGUCAGCACCAUACCCGUGCUCAUUGGAUUCACCUAAGUGGGAAUCGUCUGAGACAUGCAUCACUUGAGACUCCCCCCCCCUUUCCCCACUGACAUAACUGAAAUACCGUUCAAAGCGGCAUUAAGCCAAAAUCACUCAAUCAUUGAUACACAUCAUCCUUGAGCUAGGUAAAUAAUAAUUGUUAUUUGGAUCCUGAUUUUUAAAAAUAUCUUACAAAUGGACAGACAGCAAAAUAUUUUUUAGUUUGAAAAUGGAUGUGUCCCAAAGAUCAUUAUAUCUUUCAAAUGUUAAAAAACAAAACAUAGUUGGAUGUUUUCUUAUGUAGGAAGGUUUGAAAAACAAUAAAUAUUUUAUUUAACUAAACAUUCAUUUUCAGGACAUCUUGGAACUAAUGAUAAAUUUAUAUUUUGGGGUAAAACCUGAGGAAUUUCAUGUUCUUUUUUCUUUGGAAAAUAUUUUUUCAGAAAGAUCCCAGACAACAGAAGCAAUAGAUACAUACAUCAUUGUUAAGUCAAAACCAUAUAUAUAGUCUCCAGCGUGACCAUGGCACAUACCACAAUUGCUAAAUGUUUAAGGUCAGACCACCUUGGUCAGCGCACAUAGCAGUUUUGUAAAGGGAACACACCGCAAUUCUUUAUUCUUAGCCCAAAGAUGGCACAUGGUAACUAUUGUGCUUUAAUUUAAAUCUUUUUGCCUUGCACACAACCAAAGAUGACUUCUUGAUGGUACCGGUAAAUCUGCAUGUCCUAGACACAUGACUUCAGCAUUACAUGUUAUAUAUGUCGGGUUCACGAUCAGUUCUAGUUUCACUGGGUAGAAUUUGUCAUCAUUUCAUCUCAUUGAGUGAGUGAGUGAGUUGGGUUUAACGCCGCUUUUAACAUUAUUCCUGUUAUAUCACGGCGUGUCAGCUUAAUGUGGGAGGAAAGCCCGAAGUGAUGCAGGUCUCGGACGUUAAAACUUC